CGUCCAUCCACCAUCCAAUUCCCCCAUUGCAACCAUCCCAUCCCACCUGCCAUCCUACUCCUUGCUGAUCCAAACCCCUCAUCCACCAACCAACCCACCUCAUUGACUCUCCUACACUCCUACUCCACCCCACCGACCACGGUCGGGGUCCCUCCCUCCCUCCCUCAUCACCACCCCCCAUAAACAACCACCAUGGCCUCCUCCACCCAACCCUUCACGCGGUCCUACGCCUCCGGCAAACUCCCCGAUCGCUCCCUUAACACCAACGCCCUCCCCUUCAACGCCUCCUCCUUCUCGCGACACCGCAGUCUCGCCGGCGCCCCCGGCGCCACCACCACCGCCGACUUCGCCGACCCCAAAUCCAGCUCUCAGGCCCCAUUAGGCGGGCCCCCAGCGCCCCCAGCUCCCCCCAUGCACUCCCAACCCCAUGGCUCCUCCCCACAAGACACGAAUCCUCUGAACCGGUUAACCGAGGAGCAGCGCGAAGAGAUCAACGAAGCGUUCACCCUCUUCGACCUCGACCGCGACCGCCACCUCGACUACCACGAACUCCGCGUCGCCUUUCGCGCCCUCGGCUUCACGCUCCCCAAACAAGAGCUCAUCUCCCUCCUCACCACCUACGGCGUCCCACGCCCCCAAGUCCAACAACAACAGCAACAACAGCAACACCAACAACAACACCACCAUCACCAAUCCACCCAACCCAACGCCCAACAACCCCCACAGCAGAAAUCCGGCGGUAUCACGAACCCCCAACACCCGAGUAAUCUGCUCAUGCCCCUGUCUGCGUUCCAGGCCGUCACGGCGCUGAAGAUCCUGGAACGGGAUCCGAGGGAUGAGAUAUUGCGCGCGUUUGAGCUGUUUGAUGAGGGCGGGAAAGGGUAUAUUGAUUUGGAGGAUUUGAGACGUGUGGCGAGGGAGUUGGGUGAGACGGGACUCGAGGAGGAGGAGUUGAGGGCUAUGAUUGAGGAGUUUGAUUUGGAGGGUGUGGGGGGUGUGACGCGUGAGGCGUUUGUGGGGAUUUGUUGGCAGUGAUUAUUCUUUCUCUCUCGGUCUCGUGCUUGUGAAUUGGGGGAUGGAGAUUGGGGGGAGAUAGGAAGUAGGGGUUGGGUUGUUGGUACUCUAUACUCUAUACUUUGUAUCUGGUUGUUGGUAGAGGGGUGCUAAUACUCUCCUUGGUGUUGGUCCUGGUUUGAUUCCUCUGCAUGGUGGCGCUAAUCGAUUUCACUUCUGGUAUUUAUCGUGAAGUUCUGUUUGGUUUGCCCUUUGAAUCCGCUGUUGUUUAAUCAAAAUACAUACAUACUGACAUCUACAAGCACAAACUAGCUAUGGCUUGGUCUACUGCGUCAGUCGGGUGACUACUGAUCAAACAAGGUAGGAUCGCACCAAUCAUUGUACACGGCCAAGAU
This is a messenger RNA of Aspergillus ibericus CBS 121593, 1409 nucleotides long. RefSeq names its product putative cell division control protein Cdc31 (gene cdc31). NCBI's taxonomy places the organism in Eukaryota, Fungi, Ascomycota, Eurotiomycetes, Eurotiales, Aspergillaceae. Gene Ontology annotation, biological process: spindle pole body duplication. Gene Ontology annotation, molecular function: calcium ion binding; microtubule binding. The transcript has 2 exons. Gene Ontology annotation, cellular component: mitotic spindle pole body; half bridge of spindle pole body. The coding region runs from base 193 to 1035 and encodes 280 amino acids. The record is from RefSeq and is a predicted model, not a curated record.